Molecule: messenger RNA, 1126 nt
Organism: Didymella exigua CBS 183.55
Lineage: Eukaryota; Fungi; Ascomycota; Dothideomycetes; Pleosporales; Didymellaceae
Exons: 1
Coding region: 62-979 (305 amino acids)
Source: RefSeq, a predicted model, not a curated record
CACACCAUGCGCAGAGCUACGACAAAUCGAUCAUAAAAAAGUCGUUCUACAAGGUGACAGCAUGGAGCGUAGCACUACAUCCAACUCCAGGACUUCUAGCACAUAUGCUCCUGCGACUCUUGUCGACAAUAAUGACGAUGAUUUUGGUCAACUAUGCUUCGACUUCGAAAUCAACACCCGCAAUGCUGACAGCUCGAUUCUCUCGACGCACACCUCGGAGCAACCGAGGCCUUCACAAGCGCAGUUGGAUGAUGACGAUUUUGGUGACGACUUGAUGGACGAUGAUCUACUUGACCUGACGACCGAUACGAUGGCCGAUCCUAGCAGUCCUCAGUUGCAUUCAGCUUCUUUUGCCAAAUUCGAUGCUUCGAACGAAUCAGCCCACCAGAGAGAAACGCCUGAAGCACCUGUCACUACUGAUGUUUCACUUAUUGAAGAGAGCAGCAGCCCAAGUCGUUCAUCGAAGAAGUUCGUAUCUCCAGUCACGCUUACGAGUCGAUUACUUGCAGCAACGGGCGAUGAAGCUCAUAAACCCAUCGUCAGACCACCAUUCCCCACUGCGGUACGCGACCGCUCACCCAUCAUCGGUAUGUCAUCCAACACGGUGCUGCGAAGUUGUUUUCGUGUUGGCGAGGCGAUCAGUCAGAGCUGCCAUGCAGCCAAAGCAGGCAAUGAUAUACUGGUAGAGCUGUACGCCAGAGUGCUCAGCUCCGAACGUGACGACCUACAGCAACGAUUCACCUUCUGCGAUUUAUUUCAUGCCAAGCCGCCCUAUGUCCAAGCAACCUACGCUGCAGCGAUCUGGAAAAGUGUUCAGCUGUUCGAAUAUGACAGCGCGCGUCUGAUGCAGCAAGGCCGAAUCUGCCGGUGCAUAGGUACCAUGAAGCGGAAUGGCAAGGACUGGGUGAUGAUGGUGUUGAACAUCUGGGAGGCGACCUGGGAUGAUGUGCAGUGGGUGGAAGGUAUUGUGAACUCCUGACAUUCUAAGGGUCUCGAAAAGGCGUCAGGGGUGCAGCAUCAGGGUGACCCGAUCUGCAAACAAUGAGUGAGGCAUAGGCAGAAAAGCCAAGGAGGACCGAUGUGUAAUAUAUGGUUGUAAUUAAUCGUGAAGAAGUAUUAGCGAAGC